UUCUUUAACGGGCCCGCCCGUCAUGCGCUUCUUUGUUCGCUUUCGCACACGCCGUCUCGCUCCUCUCGCCGCGGCGUAGUCUACGAAAUCGACUUCUCGAGACAUUCUCUUCCCGCUCGCCUGCCGCAACCAGUUGUCGCGAACCGCUUACUUGUCCAACACUCUUCCUGUCGCAAUGUCUGCCUCACCCUCUCCAGAGGUUGCCACCUCGAGUGCAGUACAAAAUUUUGCCGUCGAGAUCGUAGACACGACUGCGCCGGAACAUGCCGAAGUCGACGGUGCGCCACCUGCCGACGAGCUUUCUUCAGACGCCGAUGAAGAGACACGGUUGAAGUUCCUUACAACUGGAACUAGGGACCAAGAUGAUUUGGAGCGUGACAUCGGUAGGCAGGCCGAGCAGCUGCUCACAGAGCAGGCGGAUGAGCGAGACAAGAAGCGCAUGGAGAAGGUCGAUACCGAGGCCAAACGAGCGCAGGUGGCGAUACAAAAACUGCGGAGUAGGCUGGCAAUGCCUCUGCUCCCGUCGCAGAAGACCAAGAUACGUGCAGAGAUUCAGGAGUUCCAAAAGAAGAUUGACGGGAUAGACGAAGAGCUCGAUGCGAUACAGAAGCGCAUAAACGACAGACACAAUGUGGAGGGCGACGAGGGGGCUGCUCUAGAUGGAGUCCAUGGCCCUCUGCCGAACGAGAGCCGGCGCGAGUUUCUGAUCCGGACCGGCAAGAUUACGCCGUUCUCCAAGAUCGCGCAGGAUAAGCAGGAGUCAGGUACGCUUGCUGAAGUGAUGCAGGUUGCAGAGGUAGACGACAUGGUUGAGGAGGCGAGCAAGGGGCCGAAAUCACACCAGAACCUCAUGAAACCCGGAUUCGACAUUGCGGAUACAACUUCGAAUGCAAGUACUCCUCCCGACACGCCGCGCCCGAGGAAGAAGCGACGCACAUUCCCGGCUUCGGGACCCGUCAGCUCACGGGAGGGUAGCAGCGCCCCAGAAACGCCUGGCGAUGAAUCCGACGAUGCAUUUGCACCGGGAAUGAGCGAUCGUCAGCUGGCGGCUCUUGGAGAGACCGACGAUGACAUAGAGGACCUGACGAACGAUGAUGAAUACUCAGAGGCUGAAAACGGACGAAAGCGCAAGGCGGCCCCUAAGAGGGCGAAGAAGCAGACCAAAACCAUACAAUUCGCGGAUGAGCAGGAUGACCUGGCUGGUGUUGAUGACGGUAACGAGAAGGUGUACCAAAAGCGAAUACGCGCGUGGUCCGAGAAACGUGCUGCGGCACGGAAGCAGGCCGCAGAACGGAGUGGUCAACUCUUUCAAGAAGAUGAGGACGAGGACGAGUGCUACAAGCCCCACCCGACUGAGGCUGAUACUGAGCUGGACGGUGAUUUCAAGAUUCCUGGCGACAUCUAUCCCGCGCUGUUCGACUACCAGAAGACGGGUGUACAAUGGUUGUGGGAGCUUUACUCGCAGAAUGUCGGCGGCAUUGUUGGCGAUGAAAUGGGUCUGGGUAAGACCAUCCAAGCUAUAUCUUUUGUCGCUGGUCUACAUUAUUCGAAGAAGCUCACCAAGCCGGUCAUUGUGGUUUGCCCGGCUACUGUGAUGAAGCAAUGGGUGAACGAGUUCCAUCGAUGGUGGCCGGCACUGCGCGUGUCCAUUCUCCAUUCGUCCGGAACCGGCAUGCUCAACACUCGCAGUGAAGAGGCGAUGGAGCGUGAGAUGGAGCUGCGAGCAUACGGUGACUAUGAUGACACCUUGACAGGUGCUGGCAAGGCCGCCAAGAAGAUCGUAGAGAAGGUCAGGCGUGAGGGACAUGUCUUGGUCACGACCUACACUGGACUUCAAACCUACGCAGAGUUUCUGGUACCCGUGGAUUGGGAAACAGCUAUCCUCGACGAGGGGCACAAGAUCCGAAAUCCUGACGCCAACGUUACAAUUCACUGCAAGGAACUGCGCACUUCGAGCCGCAUCAUCCUCUCAGGCACCCCGAUGCAGAACAAUCUCACUGAGCUGUGGUCGCUCUUCGACUUCGUAUUCCCUAUGCGCCUCGGUACUCUGGUCAACUUUCGCAAUCAGUUUGAGUUUCCUAUCAAGCGCGGCGGUUAUGCGAAUGCGUCGAACCUUGAGUUUGAGACCGCGAUGCAAUGUGCAGAGACAUUGAAGGAAGCCGUCAGCCCAUAUCUAUUGCAACGAUUCAAAGUUGAUGUGGCAGCAGAUCUUCCAAAGAAGAAAGAGCAGGUUCUGUUCUGCAAGUUGACUCGUCAGCAGCGAGAAGCAUAUGAGGGCUUCUUGAAUUCAGAUGAGAUGAAGUCCAUAGCCAACGGCAAACGACAAAUGCUCUUUGGCAUAGAUAUCCUGCGCAAAAUAUGCAAUCACCCCGAUCUCGUGGAUCACAAGAACUUGUCUAAAAAAGCUGCCUAUGACUACGGCGCCGGGAAUAAGUCAGGGAAGAUGCAGGUCGUGAAGGAGCUUCUAUCUCUGUGGGUCAAGGGCGGACACAAGACGCUCCUUUUCGCACAGCAUCGCAUAAUGCUUGACAUUCUCCAAAAGUACCUCGAUCGCAUACCAGAGAUCAAUUACCGACGGAUGGACGGAGAGACACCCAUCGCGAAGCGACAGGAUAUGGUGGACGAGUUCAACAACGACCCGAACCUGCACGUGUUCCUCCUCACCACGAAGGUUGGAGGCCUGGGCGUUAAUCUCACAGGAGCUAAUCGCGUGAUCAUCUACGACCCCGACUGGAACCCUUCCACAGACAUACAGGCCCGCGAGCGCUCGUGGCGCCUCGGCCAGAAGCGAGAGGUUGAGAUAUAUCGUCUCAUGUCUGCUGGUACUAUCGAGGAGAAGAUCUACCACCGUCAGAUCUUCAAACAAUUUCUUACCAACAAGGUUCUCAAAGACCCAAAGCAGCGCCAGACAUUCCAGAUGAGCGAUUUACACGAUCUCUUCACGCUCGGUAGUGACAAAGCUGAUGGUGAGACCGAGACUGGGAACAUGUUCCGUGGCUCAGAAGUACAAUUUGAUAAGAAUGGCAAAACAGCAAAUCAAACGACACAGCCCGCUUCCGAUGCGACUGGACAAGCCGAGCUUGCAGCAAUGGCAGGCGUCGCAGCAGCAGAGGCGUACCAGGCUCCACCCUCUGACUCUGAAGACACGACAAGAGAAGACGGUGAAGAAGCCAAGUCCGACUCGCGGCUCAUGUCGUCCAUCUUCUCAAAGUCAGGCGUCCAUUCCGUACUCGAGCACGACACAAUCAUGAGCACUACCGGCACCGGCCGCAAGCGCAAGGUCCAAGCCGACCCCGCCUUCGUCCAGCGUGAAGCCAAGCGUCAAGCCGCCGUCGCCGCAGAGCAAUUGAAAAAGAGCAUGGAGGAGGCCCGCAACACACCCAUCGGCGUGCCCACCUGGACAGGCACGCACGGCGAAGCCGGCCGUCCCCCACCACCUACCCGGGGCAACCUGCACAGCUCCCGUGGCGGCCGCGGCGGUGGACGAGGGGGCGCUGCGGGAGGCCCCUCGUCGUCAUCCGUACUGUCCAACCUCGCAGCCCGCCAGGGCCGCGCUCUCCCUAUCACGCCCGCCGGCACAAUGACGCCCGGCUCCUCGCGUGGAAACACGCCCCAGCCGACGUCCCUGCGCGGCCGCCAGAUGCUGGAGAAGAUCCGCGACUUCAUGCUCACGCAUGGCGGGGUCGUCCCGACAAAGAUGCUGGUGGACCAUUUUGAUCACUACUGUCGGGCAGUGCCGGGACGGAGCGAGGAGUUCAGAGAGAUGCUGCGGGUGAUUGCGACGAUGGAGAAGGGCGGCGGGAGUGGGAGGGGGAGGUGGAAGUUGAAGGAUGAGUGGAGAGAUACUGGCGCUGGCGUGGGCGCCGCUGCUGGGAGAAGAUAGACUCUUUUUCCUUUCUCUUUUCAUUCCAUUAGAGAUGCGAUUGCAUGCCGGAAGUGGGGACAUAUGGCGCAUCAUCAUGGACAUUUCACGGCGUUAAGGGAGGGAGAUACCACAGCAUCCUUGCCUAGAUUUUGUUGCUAGGGCAAGAUUGUGCGCACGCAUUCCGCGCGUUGACAGCAGAUUACCAC
Molecule: messenger RNA, 4071 nt
Organism: Paraphaeosphaeria sporulosa
Lineage: Eukaryota; Fungi; Ascomycota; Dothideomycetes; Pleosporales; Didymosphaeriaceae
Product: DNA repair and recombination protein RAD26
Exons: 1
Coding region: 176-3883 (1235 amino acids)
Biological process (GO): transcription-coupled nucleotide-excision repair
Cellular component (GO): nucleus
Molecular function (GO): ATP-dependent chromatin remodeler activity; ATP binding
Source: RefSeq, a predicted model, not a curated record